This is a messenger RNA of Bombus impatiens (common eastern bumble bee), 2769 nucleotides long. Its product is annotated as lamin Dm0. The coding region runs from base 203 to 2002 and encodes 599 amino acids. Lineage: Eukaryota; Metazoa; Arthropoda; Insecta; Hymenoptera; Apidae. The record is from RefSeq and is a predicted model, not a curated record. The transcript is spliced from 8 exons.
AGGAGAUUGCUUCGUUAAUGUUGGCGUCACCGCUAAACAGUUCUUCCGUUGAUCGAGGCAAGAGGAUUUGGGCUUCGGUAGUUUUUUAAAUUCGCUGGAAGCGUCUUUCACGGACACGGUGUUAUUGUGCACCAAAUUGAUGAUUUGAUAGUGCCAGGGCGAGUGAUAGUGCAAUAAAAAAAUUGAUUUAUUGUGAGACAAAAUGUCAACGAAGGCAACAAAGAAGAGCACAGCGGCGAGUUCGAGUAGCAACGUGCAGUCGUCACAAUUCAGCACGUCAACGCCGAUCGGCCAGCGGCCAGGGAGUCCUUUGAGUCCGACCCGUUAUUCACGUCUUCAGGAAAAGCAAGAUUUACAGAAUCUAAAUGAUCGGUUGGCUUGCUACAUUGACAAAGUACGACAUUUGGAAACCGAGAAUUCGAGACUUACGCGGGAGGUACAGACGACCCAGGAGACUAUCACCCGCGAAGUAUCUAAUAUAAAAUCUAUGUACGAGCAUGAAUUGUCCGAUGCAAGGAAACUAUUGGAUGACACUGCGAGAGAACGAGCAAAGCUAGAAAUUGAUACCAAACGGUUAUGGGAUAAUAACGAGGAACUCAAGUCCACAUUAGAUAAAAAGUUAAUGGACUUACAAGUUGCUGAAAGAAAUUCGCUAUUAUAUGAAACACGCUAUAAUGAUUUACAAUCACAAUAUAAUCAGUGUCAAGCAGAACGUAAAAAGGAUACUGAGAGGAGAAAUGAAUUAGAACAAGAAGUAGAGAAAUUGAAGGCAUUGUUAGAAGAUUCCCGUAAACAUCUGGGAGAAGAAACUCUACAACGUAUUGUUCUUGAAAAUAAUAUUCAAAGUUUAAAGGAAGAUAUUAGCUUUAAAGACCAAAUGUAUCAACAGGAAUUAACGGAAACACGAACAAAGAGACAGAUUGAAAUCUCUGAAAUAGAUGGUCGUCUUGCUGAGGAAUAUGAAGCUAAAAUGCAAAAAUCUUUGCAUGAAUUACGAGAUCAAUAUGAAGCUCAGAUGCGAGCUAAUAGAGAAGAAAUUGAAUUAUUAUAUGAAAAUAAAAUUAAAAAUUUGGCAGCCCAUGCCCAACGUAACAGUGGAGCAGCAAGUUUAGCUGUUGAGGAAUUAAGGCAAACAAGGACAAGGAUUGAUACACUUAAUCAAAGGAUCAAUGAAUUGGAAGCAUCAAAUAAUGCUUUUAGUGCACGAAUAAGGGAUUUAGAAAAUUUACGUGAAAAUGAGAAGGCCCGUCAUGCAGAAAAUGUAGCAUCUUUGGAAGCAGAGCUAGCACGUAUACGUGAUGAAAUGGCUCAACAAAUACAAGAAUAUCAAGAUCUUAUGGAUAUCAAGGUUGCUCUUGAUUUGGAAAUUGCAGCAUAUCGAAAACUUUUGGAAUCUGAAGAAGCCAGAUUAAACAUCAUGCCUGUACAGUCAAGUUCAACAGCGUCUAGUGGCAGGACUACUCCUUCAAGACACACGCCAUUAAGAGGUGGAAAACGAAAACGUACUUUGUUAGAGGAAAGUGAAGAACGUAGUAGUACUGAUUAUAGUGUAUCUGGAACAUCUAGAGGGGACAUAGAAAUUACAGAAGCUGAUCCUCAAGGACGAUUUGUCAAACUCACCAAUAAAGGCAAUAAAGAAAUAGGACUUAGUGGUUGGCAAAUUAUUCGUAAAGCUAGUUCUUUGGAAACAGUAUUUAAGUUCCAUCGUACUGCAAAAUUAGAAGCAGGUGCAACUGUAAUGGUGUGGUCUGCUGAUAUUGGUGCUACCCAUGAACCACCAUCAAAUAUUGUUAUGAAAGGCCAAAAAUGGUUUACAUCAGAUGUUAUGACAACUACACUUCUUAACAACGAUGGCGAAGAAAUAGCUACUUCAGAGUGUAAAAGACAACAAUUGUCUACAUCUCUAUCCCGACAUAGGGAAAACUUGGGUUUCCGACCUUCGGAAGAACUUCACCAUCAACAGGGUGAUCCUCAAGGAGAAGAAUUUUGUCGCCUUAUGUGAAAAUAAGUCUACAAAAUAAUCUCAAGAAUUCUAACAGCACGUUUUUAAAAAUGCUUAAAAAAAGGUACACAGAAAAAGCACGAGAGAAUUUGGUUUAGAAAUCAAAUCUCAGAAAUUUCAUUAAUAUAAAGAAUUCAUAUAAAGUUUCGAAUGAUAUAUUUUGCUUAAGAAAACAAUAAAGAAGAGAUUAAAAACAGAAUUCACGACACAUGUUAGUACUUUAUAUUUAUAGAGAUAUGUACUACAUAUGAGAAAAUAUUCUGUAAUAUAAUGUUUAAAUCAAACUUAAUGAAGAGUUUCAUGAAGAUUGAAACGAUUAUUGCAUUUACAUAUUUGCACUUCGUACAAAACUUAUUUGUCUGUUAUAUCAGAGUUGCUGCUUUAUUGAAUAAGAAGCACGAAUAAUCUUUUCAGCGAAUAACUAUUUUUGGCGUACCAUUUAUUUCUACCUAGUCGUUAUCGUGCCUUUUUAAAUGUAAAAGAAAGAGAUCUUUUUUCUUAGUAGGUAGUAGUAUUUAUUUUUAAGUACAAACCCGGAUGCAAUAGGAGCAUGGUGCCCGCCGUAUAUAAUAUUCAGAUUGAUUCGUUUGACAGGAAAAUAUUUUCUGAUAUGUAUACUGAGUUUUCUAUUAAUUAAUAAGACAAGUAAAAAAAUGGAACUAUGUUUAUUGCAAAAUGUAUCAGCUCCGCCAUCCGGAACAUCAUUUUGUUAAUUGUAUUCGACUUUAUACCAUUUAUACAAGUAAUAAAAAUCUAUAAUUAACCAU